Molecule: messenger RNA, 447 nt
Organism: Cordyceps militaris CM01
Lineage: Eukaryota; Fungi; Ascomycota; Sordariomycetes; Hypocreales; Cordycipitaceae
Exons: 2
Coding region: 1-447 (148 amino acids)
Biological process (GO): proteasome assembly
Source: RefSeq, a predicted model, not a curated record
AUGGUUUUCAAGGAGACACAGGUUGUGGAGGUGUCGAUCCCAUUGCCCGAUUCGCUGGACACGCGCAUCUAUAUCCGUGUCACGACCCUCGACAAGGCGGUGAUGGUUUCGCUCACGACGGCAUCACAAGAAGAGCUAGGAGCCACGACGCCAAUGGGCUCCAUGGUAUAUGCACUGCCUGAUAGAUUCAACCCCCAGCAGCCGCUAGCCACGACAAUCUUCACGACACAGGCCACUGUUGAAUUCACAACCCGCACCGCGCGGAUUCUGGCGAGGAAGGCAAACCGCCCCGUUUACGUGACAAACUCGAUAAGCUUCGUAAAUGCCGGCAUGGGCGGCACUGUGGAAGAGGAGAUGGAGGCGCUCAAGAAUGUGAUUGAAGUCGUCUCCGGUCAGCUGAGCAAGGAGGGCCUGCUCGAGGGCACCAGCGUCAACGAAGCUUCCUAG